AUGAUGAUAAAAGGUUUAACUUCGAUUAAAUUAUCAUCAACCUCCACGAGGUGUAUUGGAAGAACAUUUGCCCGUUCAUACCAAGUGGCUCAACCAGAUCCUUUUUUCAAAACCGAAUAUGACGAAAUAGACAAUUAUGGCAGUUAUAAAAACACUCGCUUCACUCACAAGUUACCUGAAACCACAGCACAACAAUCACCAUUAUUAGUAGCUUUACAUUCUCGUUUGAAUUUACCUAACAAAUAUGAACAUUCCACAUUAUCCCAAGCAUUAAAUUUAAUCAAAAACGAAGGAUUAGCUAAUAAUUUUGGUUUAAAUACUUUAGGUAAGAACCUUUUAACCUAUUACGUUUCAGAAUAUUUAUUGAUGAGAUACCCUAGAUUACCCAUUCCAGUAUUUAACGAAGCUAUCAAUGCAUAUAUGGGGGUAGAUAGUUUAUACGAAGUGGGGAAAAGUUGGGGGAUUGAAGCUGAUGUAACUUCUAAAUUGGAUAAACAUUUAUCACAAGAAAAUGAAUUAUUGAAAUAUGGUAGAUUAAGAUUCUUGGAAGAUAGUGAAAAGAGUAAAAUAACCGAAGAUGGGAUUGUAGAAUUAAAUGAAUAUGAAUCUAGAACCAUUCAAGGUAAUAAAUUCAUUUCUUCAGAAUCUGAAGCAUAUGCUUCAAGUGUUAGAUCUAUAAUUGGAGGUUUAUAUACUCAUUGUGGAGAAGAAAGUGCUAAAAAAUUCAUCUACGAUCAUAUAUUAUCACGUAAAGUUGAAUUUGAAUCCAUGUUCCAGUUCAGUAAACCAACAAGAGAAUUAACUAGAAUUUGUGAAAAAUUGAAUUUAACUGAACCAAUAUCUGUUAGAUUAAUUGCUGAAACUGGUAGAUUAUCCAGUCAUGCCAUUUAUGUCACAGGAGUUUUCGUUGGAAAUCAAAAAUUAGGUGAAGGUGUUGGAUCAUCCAUUAAUGAAUCAAAAACUAGAGCUGUUGUAAAUAGUUUAUUGAGUUAUUAUUUGUAUACUCCAAUUGAUGAGUCCGGUAACCCUAUCAAAUUACCAAGUGAUGUCAAUUAUAAGUUUGAAGGUAUAGUUGGUGAAGGGGACGUGGCUAUUUAG
Molecule: messenger RNA, 1098 nt
Organism: Yamadazyma jaroonii
Lineage: Eukaryota; Fungi; Ascomycota; Pichiomycetes; Serinales; Debaryomycetaceae
Source: the annotation of a GenBank genome assembly